GUUCCGGCCACCUCCCUUCCUCUGGGGAUACGCUGAGCUCAGCAAGCCCGGCUCCACCAGCUCUGCCCCCUGAGCCCAUUGGCUUCUGGUCACCUGAUAAUGCUCUUGCUGCAGACAGGACCUCUGUCCUGAGGUGCACUUGUGCCCAGAACUCUCCGUUGCUGCCCUGGGGCCUCCUUGCGCCCUCGGAUUCCAGCUCAGCCUCUCCCGUCUCCUGGCUCAUGGCGCUACUCUUCUCCCUAAUCCUCGCCAUUUGCACUGGACCUGGCAUUUUAGGGUCUUUGUCCAGAGUGCGGCUAGUGGGAGGUGACCACCGCUGUGAAGGUCGUGUGGAGGUGCAGCAGGAUGACGAGUGGGUCACCGUGUGUGAUGACUACUGGAACAUGGACGCUGUGGCCGUGCUGUGCCGGGAGCUGGACUGUGGAGAGGCCAAGAAGACCAUGAGUGGCACUGUAUAUGGACCAGUGACACCAAAGGACCAAAAAGUCUUCACCCACUUGUUCAGAUGCAAUGGGAUCGAAGAAAGCCUGUCUCAGUGUAAGAAGGAAGAUGCUAUCAGAUGCUCCCAUGCUGAGGAUGCGGGAGCCGUGUGCGAGCAGAGAGUGAGGCUGGCCGAUGGCCCCGGGCGCUGCCAGGGCCGAGUGGAGGUGAAGUUCCGAGGGGAGUGGAGCUCUGUGUGCCAAGCAGGCUGGAGCUUUGCAGUCGCCAAGGUGGUGUGCCGGCAGCUGGGGUGUGGACGGGCCACCCUGACCCGGAGAGGCUGCAACAAAGCGACCCAGGGCCAAGGGGCCAUCUGGCAGAGAAAGGCGUCAUGCUCAGGACAAGAAGUGAGCCUUCAAUAUUGCCUUUCUGAAGUUUGGGAACACAACUGUACCCACAAUGAGGACGUGUGGGUCGAAUGUGAAGAUCCCUUUGGCUUGAAGCUGGUAGGAGGACGCAGCCACUGUGAGGGGAGGCUGGAGGUGCUGCAUAAGGGUGAGUGGGGCUCUGUCUGCGACGACGGCUGGGGACAGAAAGCAGACCGGGUGGUGUGCAGGCAGCUGGGCUGCGGGGAGCCCCUGUCUCCACCUGUCAAAGUCCGGAGAAGGUUCGGCCCCGGGGUCGGCCGCAUCUGGCUGGACGACGUCAACUGCUCGGGGAAGGAGCUGUCCCUGGAGCAGUGCCCACACAGGUCCUGGGGCUACCACAACUGUAACCACAGAGAGGACGUGGCUGUGGUCUGUGAAGAACAGCAGCCUGGCCUACUUGAUGCUUGACCCACAGGCCCCAAGCGCCCUUACUUCUCCUGGGCCUUGAUCGUCCCGGCCUGAGCCCCCCAGCCGCAUGCUGUACCCACAGCCCCGCUCUGCCCCCAGGAAGAGUCUGAACUCUGCCUACGCCUUGCUCCAGAGCCAAGCGCUCCCGUGGUCGCCCGGAGUUACCGGGUGUUGCAGGCCCUCCGCCGGGGGAGAUGGGCCCUCGUCCCCUUGCCCGCACAGCGGCCCCCCUGCCCCGGCUGGGGCCUGUCCUGCCUCCCCUCGCCCAGCCCGGCGCUCUUUGCAGCACGGGCUGUUGCCCCGCCCCAUCUCUGUGCCUGCAAAGAACGUGAAGGGAGCAGGACAGUUACGUGGAACUUGGGGGGAAAGCUUAGAACCUUUUAAACUCUUUUUCUCACACUUCGGACGACCAUGACGAUGCAUUGCACCUCGCCGCCCUCCUGCUGCUUGGUGGCAACACGUCCUUUCAGCAGCAGAGCAGCGUCCUGGAAUUCUAGACCCUUUCGUGGCACCUGGAAACCAUGUUGCACCCCCUGAACGCCCAGAAGAAAACGGCUCUGGUGACCAGCCAGCGAGGUUGCGGCCGAUCGAGCCGCUGCGCGCACACACGUGUCCUAACGGGUCCCAGGAGACGCGCUGGCUGUGCGGCUGUGACCAGAAGGAGGGAGAGGCCCGGGGCCGUGCCUCACGCCAGUCAGAUGGUGCCUCUCAUUUUAGCCUCUCACACGCUGGCACCUGCAAGUCUGAGGCGACGCGCGAGGCUGGUAAGGAGAGAAUCGAGACUUGAUUCUAAAACUCGAGCCUUAGACUCUGAGCACCUGUAAUGUGCCUGCAUUUACGCCGCCUAAUAAAGUCGAUCUCACGGUCUAAACGUCUCAACCGUUGGCUCCUGUGCGAGGUGCUUUUUUUUCCGCCCCGGGGAAGCAGGUGCGUCAGCGACGGCCUUUGGGGCAGCAGAGACCCCGCCAGCACUUAGGACCCCGUGCCUUCUAGAGCCCUACCCUCCUGCCUCUUCCCUAGGGUGGGGACAGGGAACAACCUGGUUCCAGAGCAGAGAAGAAAAGGCCUUAUCACACAUUUGGGGACCAACCCUGUGACUCAAAGAGACUUGCCUGCAUUUGCUCAGCUCCCUUUAUCAGAUGAGGUCUUCCUGAUUUCCCCCACAGACCAGUACCCUGUUCCCGUCACCCCAUAGGAGCUGGAAACCUAGAGCUGCCUGCACCGAAAAGCUGUUGUAUCCAACGUAGAGCAGAAAGGGUUGGAAUUUCACAACAGGAACUCUGAAUCUCCCUUAAUUUCUGCAUUAGAAUUUCGUUUGUUUCCAUGCCGGCCAAGUCCCCUGAGAACCCAUCAGAUCAAAGUAACAGCACUUGGAAGAGACGGGGUGGAUCCCACCCAGAAGCAAGAGCUGGCAGGAGCCUAAGUGGUGUCACCGAAGGAGAGAAUACGGAGGUGACGCUGGCCUGUUGGAAACGUCGGGGAGGAGGCCACCUCGAUGUCCACAGCGGGCACGGAUGACAUAGCGAGCCAGGGCCCGAGGAGAUUCACGUGUGACAGUGACUGCCCGCGCUCAGACUCUGCUGUGUCCUCCGGGACACGCGGCUAGUCUCUCCCAGGUGCCUCUUAUCAGAGGACACAGCGGCCAGCGCCCCCAGCCCAGCCCUGGCAAAGCGGUCUGCUCCCCUCGAGCUCUGCCUUCGGGGGGAAUAGUGCCUGCGCAGGUCAGGGGUUGUGAGCUGGCUCACACCUUUUCCUCCAAGAGACCCUCUUGAGACCCGACCCCUCCUCACCCUUGUCAGGCCCUUGCCAGGGCACUUCCUGGCCCACACAUGCCCGUGUGCACCCCCUCAUCUGGCCUGGGGCAGAUGGGGCCCUCCGGGCCUGUGGGGCUGGGGACUGACCGUACCACCUGCACAGUCUCCCACAUAGAGGGGUCCCGGGCCCUGAAAAUCACCCUGAGGCAGCAGUUACAAGUCUGUGACAACCAGCACCCCCUUGCAGCCUGACAGGGUCCGGGGCCUCGCCAGCAAACAGGGCUCCCAGAUCUGUCUUAGUAGGAGACACUGUGGGCAACCCUCUGGGCACUCGGGCAGGCGGGCCACUCUCCCGCCACUGUGCCUUCAGUGGACUAUCGUCCCCUGGGAAGGUGACUUAGGGCUUGCAAGCUGCCAUACGCCUCAUUCCCCAAGGACCACUCUUGUGGCCCUGCCUGUCCCACCCUCGACAGAGGGUCCCGAUCACGGCACCCACACCUACACCCAGCCUGCGCAGCCAGCCGGGGCAGAGUCCCCAGUAGCAGGGGGCCACGCCCUGAAAUCACCCUCAGGCAGCAGCUACAAAUCGGCUGCAGUCAGUCCCCGCUGGGACCUGCCACCUCUUGGUCCCGGCUUCUCCAAGCAACCGGGGCUCCCAGCUGUCCCUUCCGUCGCAAUGCAGCACGUGGCCGGUUCUCAGAACGGACGGGACGCCUUCCCACCUGGGCAGUUGACACAGCUCGCUUCCCCCGGGGCCGUCUCUCUCUGUCUGCCGGUUGGCGGUUGGAGACCCUGACGACGUGGGGAGGGCAGAGCCAGAGCGUGGAGGGGCCCGGACACCCAAGUGGCCCGGGGGCAUAUGCACCUCAUCGGGUCUCUGCUGAUAAGAAACAAAUAUGGCUUGUGUUAAGCCGGGAACACCUUUGGGUGUCUCAUUUACGGCCCUCAGCUGAUUCCGGCUCCCACGGACAUAAACAGUUUUUACAAAAUCAACUGCAUUGCUUCCGGGCUCACCAACACACUCUCUGACGUGACUUCG
Panthera uncia (snow leopard) is the source of this 4049-nucleotide messenger RNA. RefSeq names its product CD5 molecule like (gene CD5L). The record is from RefSeq and is a predicted model, not a curated record. The transcript is spliced from 6 exons. Gene Ontology annotation, cellular component: membrane. Bases 222 to 1256 code for a protein of 344 amino acids. NCBI's taxonomy places the organism in Eukaryota, Metazoa, Chordata, Mammalia, Carnivora, Felidae.